AUGGCUUCUGACUGUUCUCCUACAGACCACUCUUCUGAAUCUGGUGCCAGAGCUUCUGACUGUUCAUCAGUUUCAACUUGCUGUGCAGAAACUGCUUGCCACCCUACUGCCUGUGCUACGUCCAGAUGCCCGACCCCAACCUUCCUAUCCAGGUCCCGCUUGUCACCUGGUUGCCUCACACCAUGCUAUUUUGCCGGCAGUUGUACUAUUCCGUGCUUGGUAGGGAACUGUGCGUGGUGUGAGGAUGGAGUGUUCAACAGCAAUGAGAAAGAGACAAUGCAGUUCCUGAAUGACAGACUUGCCAACUACCUGGAAAAGGUACGGGGCCUGGAAGAGGAGAAUGCACAGCUCGAAUGCAGAAUACGAGAACAGUGCGAACAGGAAAUCCCCCUGGUGUGUCCAGACUAUCAGUGUUACUUUGACACCAUUGAAGAUCUCCAACAAAAGAUCUUGUGCACAAAGGCAGAGAAUUCCAGACUUGCUGUACAACUUGACAACUGCAAACUGGCUGCUGACGACUUUAGGUCAAAGUAUGAGAGUGAGCUGUCCUUCCGCCAGCUGGUGGAGGCUGACAUCAGCGGCCUGCACAGGAUCCUGCAGGACCUGACCCUGUGCAAAUCUGACCUCGAGGCCCAUGUGGAAUCCCUGAAGGAAGACCUCCUUUGCCUUAAGAAAACCCAUGAGGAGGAGGUUAACUUGCUUCGUGAACAGCUUGGUGACCAGCUCAAUGUAGAGCUAGAAACUACUCCCACGACUGACCUCAACAGGGUCCUGGAUGAGAUGCGCUGUCAGUACGAAAUGGUGCUCGCCAAUAACCGCAGAGACGUGGAGGAAUGGUUUGUUGCUCAGACAGAGGAACUGAAUCAGCAGCAGCUGUCCAGCGCAGAGCAGUUGCAAGGCUGCCAGACGGAGAUCUUAGAACUGAAACGUACGGCCAAUGCUCUGGAGAUUGAGCUCCAAGCUCAACAAAAUUUGACAGAGUCACUGGAAUGCACGGUGGCAGAGACUGAGGCCCAGUACAGCUCCCAGCUGGCCCAGAUGCAGUGCCUCAUUGAUAACGUGGAGAACCAGCUGGCCAAGAUCCGCUGUGACCUUGAGCGGCAGAACCAGGAGUACGAGGUGCUGUUGGAUACGAAAGCCAGGCUGGAGGGUGAGAUCAACACAUAUCGCGGCCUCCUGGAGAGUGAGGAUGGCAGAAUUUCUUGCAGCCCAGAUUCUACAGCCAGUCCAUCAAGCAAAACCUGUAAGCCAUGCUCAGCCCAUGUCAUUUGCACAGUUGGAAAUUGCAGUGCUUGA
This is a messenger RNA of Elephantulus edwardii (Cape elephant shrew), 1296 nucleotides long. It is a transcript of the gene KRT40, whose product is annotated as keratin 40. The coding region runs from base 1 to 1296 and encodes 431 amino acids. Gene Ontology annotation, molecular function: structural molecule activity. Lineage: Eukaryota; Metazoa; Chordata; Mammalia; Macroscelidea; Macroscelididae. The transcript has 7 exons. The record is from RefSeq and is a predicted model, not a curated record.